UUCACGGGUCUUCGUCAACUUCCUUUUUGAAUCAUCAUUAAACCAAUAAUUAUUUCAUUCGAACCAGAGAUCCUUCUUCACUUGCUUCAAUGGAAUCCACUCUAUUCAUCAUCAUCCUUCUUUCUGCUCUCUCUUUUGUUUCCUCUCAAUCACAAUAUGUGCCAAACCGCUACUUCAUUAACUGUGGAUCAAACUCUGAUACCGAUUUCACCGGAAAAACCUUCACAGGAGAUGAAAACCCCCCCACCUUUUCAGUUUUUGGUGGCCGCAAGGCCGAAAACAACAACUCCACGUCGGAAAUCUACAAAACAGCAAGAGUUUUCACGCAGAAAUCAUGGUACGAACUCGAAGCAGAUAGCGAUAACACGUUCGUGAUGGUAAACCUUCAUUUUUCCCCUUUUAGCUAUAACAAAAUCGAGUUAUCUACUUCCAAAUUCAAUGUUUCGGUUUCUGGGUUCUCUCUGUUAUCCAACUUUAACGUGGGAAACUCGACUGUAAUAAAAAAUUUCAUCAUCCCAAUUGGAACAAAACGAAAGUUCAGAAUUGUAUUCACACCCUCCAGUGGUUCAUCCCCUGCUUUCGUAAACGCGAUUGAAGCGUUCACAACACCACCUCAACUGUUCAAGCGUGGCGACACUUUAAAUCAUAUAUCACCCUUGGGGAGAGAUGGUGAAAUGAAUAACAUAUCAUCAUCUUAUGCUUUCAUCCCAGUUUAUAGAAUUAACGUUGGUGGUGACCGUAUAGACGUAGAUCGCGACGUUUUAAGAAGAAACUGGAUACCAGAUGAUGAAUUCAUCGUCAACAAUGAAUCAGCAAAGACAGUGAAACCAUUCGACGGUGCACUUACUUAUAAGGAAGAUUUUGCUACCAGAUAUGAUGCUCCUGAUAGUGUAUACAAGACAGCCAAACAGUUGAAUGGUAAUUCGUCGGCGAAUAAUAAUGUUACAUGGACUUUUGGGGUUAAGAAGAACACCAUGUUUCUUGUUAGAGUUCAUAUCUGUGACAUUAUAACCACAGGCCUCAAUAAUUCUGAUGAUGAAUUCAAUUUGUUCAUUUACCGGAAUUAUAGUCUGGUGAUUAAUCCGGGUGAAGUGGUACAAGCGGUGCAAGUUCCCUUUUAUUUUGAUUUUGUGGUGGAUUCGGUUGAAUCCGGGUUUGUGAAUGUUAGUAUCGGAGCGGUUUCUAGUAAUAACACUCAGCCCGUGUUAUUGAACGGACUCGAGAUCAUGGAGUUGUUGAGGAAUUCGGGCGUAGUUGAUCCAUGGAACAAUGGGAAGAGUGGUAGCAAGAAAGUGUAUGUUGUGGUUGGAUGUGUUGUUGGUAGUGUGGUGAUUGUUUUGUUAAUAGGUGUCUUUAUCGGGUUUAAGUACAGGAAAGCGAAGCCCGCCUUUGGGACGAAAACGGAAUCUAACACGGUACCAUCGCACGGUCAGAGUUCAUACAUGAGCAUGAAUUUUGACUUUACCGUUAAUGAGUCGUCCCAGAUUCCUAACUUGAAUCUCAACCUUCGGUUCCCGUUUGCGGAUAUAGUACAAGUGACGAACAAUUUCGAUGAGAAGUUAGUAAUCGGAAAAGGUGGAUUCGGGAAGGUGUAUAGAGGUACACUUCGUGAUGGAAAGUCGGUUGCUGUGAAACGAGCCGAGACAGGACACAGUCAGGGUCGGCCAGAGUUUGUGAAAGAAAUUAUGGUAUUGUCGAAAAUACAACAUCAACAUUUAGUUAGUUUUAUUGGGUAUUGUGAUGAGAAUUCUGAGAUGAUACUCGUGUUCGAAUACAUGGAAAAGGGUACUCUUCAAGAACAUUUAUACGACAUGAAGAAAGACGACGAGAAGCUCCCGUGGAGUCAAAGACUCGAGAUUUGCAUUAGCGCGGCUCAAGGAUUACAUUACCUUCACACGGGUUUAAAUGAGCCGAUAAUUCAUCGAGAUGUUAAGUCGACAAACAUCUUGCUUAACGAAAACUACACAGCAAAAGUGGCUGAUUUUGGGAUAUCACGACUGGAUAAUUCGGAUGAAGGAGAGAUGGAUAUCAAAGGGAGUUUCGGGUAUUUUGAUCCCGAAUACAUAACUUGCUUGAAAUUGACGCACAAAUCAGACGUUUACUCUUUUGGAGUCGUUUUACUAGAAGUGCUAUGUGCAAGGAAGGCACUUGAUACCAAGCUUCCUUCGGAGGAACAAAACUUAGCCGAUUGGGGAAUCAAACAGAUAAAGAAUGGGAUGGAAGAGAAGAUAAUUGAUCCAUAUCUUGUAGACAAGAUAAACCCGAAUUCGUUAAGGAUUUAUUUAGAAACGGUUGAGAAAUGUUUGAAGAGCACAGGAGACGAGAGGCCGAGUAUGUAUGAUGUGUUAUGGGGCUUAGAAUACGCGCUUAAGCAUCAACAAAAGGUGGUGGGUAAAGAGCCAUGUGAAGAUAGCACAGUGACUGCAUCGCUGCAGUCGAUACCAAUAUUUGAUCAUUUGCCUUCUAAUUAUGAAGAUAAUGAGUAUGAAGUGAACGAUAGCUCGGUCUCAAGUUUUCCAAGUGAAAGCCAAGUAUUUUCUCAGUUGAAGAUUAAUGAACCCCGAUAGUAAAGGGUUGGAACAUGAUCAUGCUUUUGUGCCCUUUGUCACCACACCACCGUCUACUCUUUUAUGCGUAAUCGUGUCUUAUUGAUUACUCUUGUCAAGUCAAGCAAAAGUUUACUACCAUAUACGGCGGCUAAGGUAAGUACAGUCUUUAUCUAGUA
Helianthus annuus (common sunflower) is the source of this 2725-nucleotide messenger RNA. RefSeq names its product probable receptor-like protein kinase At2g23200. Gene Ontology annotation, molecular function: transmembrane receptor protein tyrosine kinase activity; ATP binding. Gene Ontology annotation, cellular component: plasmodesma; plasma membrane. The coding region runs from base 90 to 2567 and encodes 825 amino acids. Gene Ontology annotation, biological process: protein autophosphorylation. The record is from RefSeq and is a predicted model, not a curated record. The transcript has a single exon. Lineage: Eukaryota; Viridiplantae; Streptophyta; Magnoliopsida; Asterales; Asteraceae.